Messenger RNA from Enhydra lutris kenyoni (northern sea otter), 750 nucleotides. Its product is annotated as TP53 target 5. Bases 1 to 750 code for a protein of 249 amino acids. The record is from RefSeq and is a predicted model, not a curated record. The transcript is spliced from 4 exons. Lineage: Eukaryota; Metazoa; Chordata; Mammalia; Carnivora; Mustelidae.
AUGAGUCCAUCAGCAAAGAAGAGGCCCAAGAAUAGAAUGGUUUCCAAGAUACAAGAUGAAGAACCACAGGACAAGAUACCACAACCUGUCAGCAAAGUAAUCGGCCGGAACCGACUUAAGAUGGUAUUAAAAAACUUGUCACUCUUGAAGCUGCUCAAGAGCUCGAACCCCCGGAUCCAAGAACUGCAUAACCUGGCCAAAAGGUGUUGGAAUUCACUGCUCAGAGUUCCAAAGAUCCUUGGGAUCUCCACUGGGAGCAGCAAUGUCUGCGAUAGAGUGGAACAAGGUAACGAAGAGCUCCAAGAUGCUGGGUGCCCCAAGAACAUACUGGAAUCCAAGAAAUCAGAGUCCACAGGGGAGCCCAAGGUGGGGCUGGGGGAGAAGAACAAAGCCCAGCAGUCACCCACAGCAGCGUGCCAGAGCAAGGCGCAGGUGGAGCCCGAGCUCCCCAGGACAUCGAAGGAUGAUGGCCUGACCACUUGCCCUGGAGCUCAGGGGAGGCAAUCACCCACUGGGGACCCUCCCAUCGUCUUCCUGAAGACCUACCAGCAUAGAACUCCCUCGGGGGACAAGCAGCAGCUGGAAGCAGCUGACCAGUGGAUCUGGUUUGAGGGGUUGCCCACGCGAAUCCACCUCCCAGGGCCCCGGGUGAUGUGCAGACCGUCUGCCCUGCGCUGGGUCAAGCGCUGCUGUACCCGCUUCUGCUCUGCAUCACUUGAGCUACCCAUGUGCCAUCUAUACAGAGUGUGA